AUGGUGUUGGAUUCACCGUUGAAACUGGAGUACCCACUUCACUAUGCAGUCUACAACAACCAACAAAACGAUCUGAAAGAGCUGCUCGCCAACCAAUCCACCCUAGAAAUCGAUAAAAUCGAUCCGAGGGGAAGAACGGCGCUGAUGCUGGCAGUAACCAUAGGACACUUUGAAUGCGCCAACCUUCUUCUGGAAUCUGGAGCAGAUGCGAGUAUUCCGAAUAAAGAAAUGUGGUCCGUAUCGAAUGAGGCAGUGGCUCAGGGGAAUGGGGCAUUCGUUCAAAGUGUUAUUCAACAUAGAGACUUUCAAAGAGCCACGAGAGGGGCUCAGGCAAUGAAGCGAAGUCUGGAGAAGCUUCGAGAAGUUCCUGACUUUUUCUGCGAGAUGAAUUGGGAUUUCUCCAGUUGGGUACCAUUUCUCUCCCAGGCUUGUCCAUCUGAUUGUCAUAAAGUUUACAAAAAGGGGAGCAGUGUUCGAAUCGACACCACUUUGGCUUCAUUUGAAGGAACCAAUUGGGUGCGUGGCAAUCAAUCGUACAUGUUUCGGCUGAGCAAUGAGGGAUUUGCGGAAUUCAUUGUACUGAAUCACGAUGAAAGAGUGGCAGUUGUGCAGGAAUUACGAGAUGAUGAUAUUCUGAAUGAGUAUCGACAAUCGCCCGGAGCAAUGGAUGAUCGACUGAGCAAUACGAUUUCGACGACGUUCAUCGAUGUGGAUAAUAUUGGUUUUGAGAGAACUUCUAGAGGUUUCUUAUCCUGGUUUACUAGUGGAGAAGGCAAUGAAACUGUAGAUGGGUAUGAUUGUAAGGUUCUCAACGCCUCAAACGUUCACCUGGUCACAAAACGGCGUUACGAUCAUCUGAGCGCGGAAGCUCGAGAGCGUCUUGCUCAGGAAGAAGCAUCGGAAUCGAAAGCAGUCGCGAGUUUUAAGAAAAUGAUGUCGACGAAUAAGAGCGAUGAAAAUACGAGAAGGGAUUUGUUCGCCGAAGGGCUGACGGCUGACCAAUAUUUGGAUGCGAAUUUUGAAUUUGAGCCGGGAUGUGAUAUUGGAAAAUUGAGAGAAGUCGUGAAGAGAUCGAACGGGUUCAAGGCGACACUUUGGAUGGCUGAUGAGUAUCCAUUGAGUCUACAUGACCAAAUCAUCCCGAUCGUCGAGUUAAUGGCAGUGAACUCUCCUCACUUUGCACGUCUUCACAAAUUCAUACGCCUUCAACUUCCCGCCGGAUUCCCAGUGAAAAUUGAGAUUCCCCUCUUCCACAUCGUCAGCGCCAGAAUUGCAUUCCAGAAUAUCAAUGCGCCAGGGAAGCAUGUAAUUCCAAUUGAAGGACGAGAUGUAUUGAUUGAAGAUGAGGCGUUUUCAAUUCCAGAUGGUUAUGUGAUUGAUGAUGAUGAUUACGGUAGAUAUGGGAUUACGUGGGAGGAUGAUGAUGAUCGGAAUAAUCGGAAUAGCCAGAGGAAUGGGACAGGAGGAGCAGGAGAGAGAAGAGGAGUGCCAAGACAUGCUAACCCCUACUCUGAGGAAAUGAUGAUCCAAAUGGCAAUUGAACAGAGUCUUCGAGAAUCUUCUGGAACUUCAUCUUCUCAAAAUCCCCGAACCGAAGUUCAAGUCCUCCAAGACCUGAUGCAUCUUCAACAAUUCAACACUUCUGAAUCCUCAACGUCAUCUGACACUGAAUUCUUCCGCGCCAUCCGUGAUUCUCAAGCCGACGAAGAACGACGUCGUCGUGAAGAAGAAGCGUUUGAAGAGGAGAUUCGAAAAGUUCUGGAACUCAGCAAACUUGAAAAAUAA
Molecule: messenger RNA, 1785 nt
Organism: Caenorhabditis briggsae
Lineage: Eukaryota; Metazoa; Nematoda; Chromadorea; Rhabditida; Rhabditidae
Exons: 6
Coding region: 1-1785 (594 amino acids)
Cellular component (GO): cytoplasm
Molecular function (GO): protein binding
Source: RefSeq, a predicted model, not a curated record